Messenger RNA from Apodemus sylvaticus (European woodmouse), 1315 nucleotides. RefSeq names its product small integral membrane protein 12 (gene Smim12). The transcript is spliced from 4 exons. The record is from RefSeq and is a predicted model, not a curated record. Bases 394 to 672 code for a protein of 92 amino acids. NCBI's taxonomy places the organism in Eukaryota, Metazoa, Chordata, Mammalia, Rodentia, Muridae.
CGGGGCCUCGGGCGGUGUCCCGCGGGCCUCUGGGAACCUCGGCGUCCCUCUUGCUCCCGGCUAGCGGGCGCAGCGAGGGGCCGGUCCGGGGUGUGCGGGCUGGGCCGCAGGAAAAGGAACUACUUAUCACCAGGGAGCCGGAGUUCAUUGAGGCUGUGUGUGCAUGUGAAGCUUCAUAGAGCAGAGGAAAGACUUAUUUUCCCUUCUUGGGAUGUUGACAGAUAUCUGGAAGAGAGGACCUGGGGUCAUACCAGGUUUGAAGUUGCAUUAAUUAGUCGAAUCCUUUGGACUUCCCAGAGUAUUUCGGGGACCCCACUGUUGUACAAAGCACGGUGCUGCUUGCUGCUCUGCGGGGUGGCUGCGCAGUGAUUAGCUGCCGGGCUGCCUGAUGUCAUGUGGCCUGUGCUUUGGAGCGUGGUGCGAACCUAUGCCCCCUAUGUCACCUUCCCUGUGGCCUUUGUGGUCGGGGCUGUGGGCUACCACUUGGAAUGGUUCAUCAGGGGAAAGGCUCCUCAGCCCGUGGAGGAGGAAAAGAGCAUCUUGGAGCGCCGAGAGGACCGAAAACUGGAUGAGAUGCUAGGCAAGGACCACACCCAGGUGGUGAGCCUUAAGGACAAGCUAGAGUUUGCCCCUAAAGCAGUCCUGAACAGAAACCGUCCGGAGAAGAAUUAACGGAGGGCCCAGGUCCCUGUGGUGCACAGGGACAUGCCAUGUCCUGCCACCAUGUCCUGCCACCAUGUCGACCCAGCUUCAGAACACAUCCGAUUUGCUUCGCUGCUCACUCUGGCCCCUUGUGUACCCACAGCCAAACGUGCCGGCUGCUCCUUUAUGGCUGUGCAGCUGCAGCAGUAGGGCCAGCAAAGAGGAAGACUGCAUCUACUGAAUGGCUCUCUCCAUGGCUGGGCAGGCUUCUGACAGAACCUGGGAGCCCUGCAGGGAGGAGCCCUGGGGAAUGACCCAUGGUCUCAGGCUCUCGGGCAGGGCCUUGGCCUCCACUGGGAAUGGUCGGGGUUUACCGUUGCCAUUAGGAGGGGCACCUCCAUGUCUAGGUCUGGUAUUUGCACUGGAAAGCAUUCAGAGAUGUCCCUGGCUCCCUGGAUGAGUUUUCCUUAUUUUUCCGGUGUGUACUCUUCCCCUUGUUGGCUCUGGUGUGCGAUUCUCAGGGGAGUAAGGCACGUCUCCAUUGCCGGGAGUGCAGGCUGUUUACCUCGAGCCAGCAGUGGGGGGGAAGGGGGGGGGCGGAAGCCGGAAACAGUCACUGUCUUCCACCUCCUCCCAGGAGUGAGGACUCAAUUAAAGUGGCACCUGACACAUA